AUUCGGCGAGGCCAGACGGUUUGGCGCUUGCGAGCUAGAGAGAGCUUCGUAGAUAUAGGUAGGGAAGGAAGCGAGCGAGCGAGCGAACCAACGUGCAAGGGUGUGGGAGAGAGGGGGAUAUCUGAAUUAGGGUUUUUGACAUUCCCAGAGAUCGAAAGGGGGCGACCAGGAGUGUGAGAGAGAUAGAGAGAGUUUUGUGAGUCUGCUUGAGCUAAGAGAGCGAUUUCGAACCAAUUUGAGUGUUAGGGUUUCGCCAUCUCCAUCCCCUAUUCGCUUAUAGCAAAAGUUCUUGAAGUUUUUCAUGGAACGAAAGCUUGUGGUUUUGGGUAUACCAUGGGAGGUGGAUACAGAAGGUUUGAGGGAAUAUAUGAGCAAAUUUGGAGAAUUGGAGGAUUGUAUUGUCAUGAAGGAGCGGUCAUCAGGUCGCUCUCGGGGUUUUGGGUAUGUAACGUUUGCAUCAGCUGAAAAUGCAAAGAAUGCAUUAUCAAGUGAACAUUUUCUUGGCAAUAGAAUGCUGGAAGUUAAAGUGGCCACGCCAAAGCAGGAGGAGAUGAGAGCACCUGCAAAGAAAGUGACAAGGAUAUUUGUGGCAAGGAUUCCACCAUCUGUGACUGAAACAACCUUUCGAAGUCAUUUUGAGAAAUAUGGCGAUAUAAUAGAUCUGUACAUGCCAAAGGAUCAUAGCUCAAAAGCACAUCGUGGAAUUGGAUUUAUCACAUUUUCUAGUGCAGAUUCUGUGGACAGUUUGAUGGCUGAUACUCAUGAAUUGGGAGGUUCUAAUGUAGUUGUAGAUCGAGCAACACCUAAGGAAGAUGAUUUCAGGCCAGUUGGAAGAAUGGCACAUGGUGGAUAUGGUGCAUACAAUGCCUAUAUUUCUGCGGCUACUAGAUAUGCUGCACUUGGUGCUCCUACCUUAUACGAUCAUCCAGGUCCAAUGUAUGGAAGGGAACCUGCUAGAGGAAUGGGCAAAAAGAUUUUUGUUGGCAGGCUUCCUGAGGAAGCGACUGCUGAAGAUCUGCGCCAGUAUUUUGGUAGAUUUGGUCAUAUAUUAGAUGUUUACGUUCCCAAGGAUCCAAAGAGAUCUGGCCACAGAGGUUUUGGAUUUGUAACCUUUGCUGAAGACGGUGUGGCAGAUCGUGUUUCUCGAAGGUCUCAUGAGAUUUGUGGACAUCAGGUUGCAAUAGAUUCAGCAACACCUAUUGAUGAUGCUGGCCCAAGUGGAAAUUUCAUGAUGAAUACUGCUCCACCUUUUGGGGGUUAUGGUGGUCCUUUGCGCAACUUUGGUAGGAUGUAUGGAAGCCUGGAUUUUGAUGAUUGGGGUUAUGGACUGGGUAGUGCAAGACCUUCAAGGGCAGAUUGGAGGUAUAGGCCAUACUAAGUCAAGGAUUGUGGCCAUGGAGAACUGGGGUUGUCCCUUGAGUCUUUCAGUGCUGUCAACAAGAUGCGAAGGCUUUGUGAACUGAAGUUUCUUAAAUAAGCAGAAUAAUCAUUGGACUUUGUCAAUAUAAAUAUAUUUUUUCUUUUAGUCAUGGUGGAUGCUGAAUACAUGAUCUUGUACUUUCAUUUUCAAUGUCUAGCUGUUCAGAAUGUUAGUGCUGGUGGAAAUUAGCCGUGUAGGAAUACAGCCAGGGAUUAUGAUUUAACCUGUGGCUUUGGGCUGGACUAAGUUUUGACGAAGAAUGAGACUUUCGCUAUGUUGUAAGUUAAAUAUUUAUUACUCGAUUUUUCUUUUUAAAUCACAAGCUGUGUUUGAAAUUAGUAUCA
Molecule: messenger RNA, 1764 nt
Organism: Hevea brasiliensis (rubber tree)
Lineage: Eukaryota; Viridiplantae; Streptophyta; Magnoliopsida; Malpighiales; Euphorbiaceae
Exons: 14
Coding region: 302-1378 (358 amino acids)
Molecular function (GO): RNA binding
Source: RefSeq, a predicted model, not a curated record